AUGUACAACGGCAUCGGGCUGCAGACCGCGCGGGGAUCGGCCACCAACGGGUACGCGCAGAGCAACACGUUCUUCGUCAAGCCCCGCUCCACCACAUCCGGCGAGGGUCCGGGCGGGCCCCACAGGCCGCUGCGCCCCGACGCCGCCGGCGCGGUUGGCGGCGGGAUGCGCAAGCCCAACAAGGAGAUCCUUGAGCACGACCGCAAGCGCCAAGUCGAGCUCAAGCUGCUCGUGCUCAGGGACGCGCUCGAGGAGCACGGCUACACCGAAGACGAGAUCGAGGAGCGCGUCGCGGAGGCGCGCAAGACCGCGGAGGCAGAGGCGGCCGCGGCAGCGGAGGAGGCAGGGAGCGGUCGUGGCGCCGGUCGACCGCCUCUGCCCGGGAGAGGGUAUGGAUCUGUUGGCGUCUUUUAG
Zea mays is the source of this 414-nucleotide messenger RNA. Its product is annotated as pre-mRNA-splicing factor CWC21. The record is from RefSeq and is a predicted model, not a curated record. The coding region runs from base 1 to 414 and encodes 137 amino acids. Gene Ontology annotation, cellular component: nucleus. NCBI's taxonomy places the organism in Eukaryota, Viridiplantae, Streptophyta, Magnoliopsida, Poales, Poaceae. The transcript has a single exon.